This is a messenger RNA of Paramecium sonneborni, 623 nucleotides long. Lineage: Eukaryota; Ciliophora; Oligohymenophorea; Peniculida; Parameciidae. The record is from the annotation of a GenBank genome assembly.
UCUAAGUAAAACAAGUAAAUAUUAUGAUAUCAAUUUAAUAUAUCAUUAUAAAAGAUUAAAAUGGCUAUAUUAUGUUUUAAUAAAAAAAUAAAUUAUUUCAGUUUGAUUUUGUAAAUUUUGGUUUAAAUAAACCUACAAAAUGGAAAAUAAUAAAAUAAAGUAGAAAUAGUUUUUUUAAAAUAACUUUAUAAUUAACUUAACAAAUCAUAAAAUGUAUAUANUUUUAAAAUCAAAAUACAAAAAUUGUUUAGCAUUCAUUUUAAAAUGAAAAUAUUGAAUUAAUAAAAGACCAAUUUUAAUGUGAAUCGCCAUUUAAAUUGCUCAAUGUAUUUUAUGAUGGUUUAGGAACAUAAAUAUUUUAAUCAAUGAAAGAAUAAAGUUAACAAUAAAAGUAAUUAGUUGAAGAAGUAGAACAAUAAAAAAUUUAAAAAAUAAAUACAUCUGAUUUCAUAUAACUUCCUAAAUUAGAGGAAACUAAUCGAGAUUAAUCAAAAGAGCUUGAUAUUAGAUUAAAUAAUACAUUAUAAAAUUAGCAUGGAACUAAAAUUUUAAAAAGACAUUAAAAAAUAGAAUAACAGAGAACUUAAAAAUCUAACAUUAGUAACAGAUUUGAAAUAUUAUGA